AUGCUAAGUGUCACAGAGGGCAUCUUCAUUUUUAUUACAGUGUGUGAGUUGAUUUUGGGGGUUUUGGGGAAUGGAUUUAUUGGACUUGUAAACUGCAUUGAAUGUAUCAAGAAUAAGAAGUUCUCUAUUAUCGGCCUCAUUCUCACUGGCUUGGCUGUUUCUAGAAUUUGUCUGAUAUGGAUAAUAGUUUCUGAUGGAUUUUUAAGGAUAUUUGCUCAAGAUAUGUAUGUCUCUAGUGACUUACUUGAAUGCAUACAUUACUUAUGGAUAAUUGUCAAUCAAUCAAGUGUCUGGUUUGCCACCAGCCUCAGCACCUUUUAUUUUCUGAAGAUAGCAAAUUUUUCCCACCAUGUUUUUCUCUGGCUAAAGGGUAGACUUAAUAGGAUUCUUCUCCUUCUACUGGGAUUCUUGCUUAUUUCAUGGUUCCUUACCUUUCCACAAAUCGUGAGAAUCUUCAAUGAUCACAAAAUCAAGAAUGGAAACAGAACCUGCCAGCUCAACAAGCAUAAAGGCAAAUUCUUUAUUGAUCAGGUUUCGCUCAACCUGGGAAUCAUUUUUCUCUUUACUCUAUUCUUGAUUACCUGUUUCUUGUUAGUCGCUUCCCUUUGGAGACACAACAGGAAGAUGCAACUGCAUGUCACAGGAUUCACAGACCCCAACACAGAAGUUCAUAUGAAAGCAAUGAAAGUUUUGAUGUCUUUUGCUGUUCUCUUUAUCUUGUAUUUUAUAGGCAUUGCCAUAGAAAUUUCAUAUUUUGUUUUGCCAGAGAAUAAACUGCUAUUUAUAAUUGGCAUGACAACCACAGUCAUCUAUCCCUGGGGUCACUCAUUUAUCUUCAUUCUAGGAAACAGCAAGCUAAAGCAGGUUUUUUUGAGGUUACUGCAGUGAUUAAAAUGCUGCAAGAAAGGGAAACAAUCUCAGCACUCCAUGGUCAGGCUUGUAGGGAAAUAG
Orycteropus afer afer is the source of this 951-nucleotide messenger RNA. RefSeq names its product taste 2 receptor member 10 (gene TAS2R10). Gene Ontology annotation, cellular component: membrane. Gene Ontology annotation, biological process: sensory perception of taste; G protein-coupled receptor signaling pathway; detection of chemical stimulus involved in sensory perception of bitter taste. Lineage: Eukaryota; Metazoa; Chordata; Mammalia; Tubulidentata; Orycteropodidae. Gene Ontology annotation, molecular function: G protein-coupled receptor activity. The record is from RefSeq and is a predicted model, not a curated record.